Messenger RNA from Ipomoea triloba (trilobed morning glory), 1064 nucleotides. Its product is annotated as agamous-like MADS-box protein AGL61. NCBI's taxonomy places the organism in Eukaryota, Viridiplantae, Streptophyta, Magnoliopsida, Solanales, Convolvulaceae. Gene Ontology annotation, biological process: regulation of transcription by RNA polymerase II. Gene Ontology annotation, molecular function: protein dimerization activity; RNA polymerase II cis-regulatory region sequence-specific DNA binding; DNA-binding transcription factor activity, RNA polymerase II-specific. The coding region runs from base 185 to 844 and encodes 219 amino acids. The record is from RefSeq and is a predicted model, not a curated record. The transcript has a single exon.
UUAGGUCAAAAACUUCCUUCUUUUAGACCCAAAAAAGGGGACAAACUGAUUCUUUUUAUAGAAAUUUUAGAUUGAUGUAAUAGGAUUAUGUAUAUGUAUGGUAGUAAAAAGGGUUGUGAAAACCCUAGGAGGCAUUAUAUUAUACUACAUCUUAUUACAGUACGUCGGAAACUGAGAUUCUGCCAUGGAAAACAACUCCGCCAAGAAGAAGCAAACUCAAGGCCGCCGGAAAAUCGAGAUCAAGAAGAUAGACAACGUGAGCCACCGGCACGUGGCGUUCUCGAAGCGCCGCAUCGGGCUGUUCAACAAGGCGAGCGAGCUCUGCAUCUUGUGCGGCACGCAAGUCGUGGCCAUCGUAGAAUCUUACGGCGGCAAGCGCGUCUUCACCUUCGGCCACCCCAGUGCCGACGCCGUGAUAGAGCGUUACCUCUCCAACGCGCCACCGCGGCCGGCGAGUGAGGACGACGCGCCGGAGGAGAACGCCGUCGCGCAGCGCUAUCACCGCGCGUGGCAGGAACUCGCGGGAGAGAAGGAGAAGGCGGCGGAACGAGAUGACGGCUUCGGCGGCGGCGGGGACCACUGGUGGGACCUCCCAAUAGAGGACAUGGGCGCAAUUGAACUUGAAGAGUUUACGGCGGCGCUGGAGGAGUUGAAAAAAAAGGCUGUGUUGAGAGCUGACGAGUUAGAGGCGGCGGCGGCGAUCAUCGCCCAUAAUAACUACCCUAACAACAUCAACAAUAACAACUUAUCUUCUUCGGAGGUCCUGACGAUGUUGAUGAACAACAACGACGGCCAUAGCUACGACACUAUUGAUGAGUGUUUUAAUUGGUUCGCUGCUUCGUGAUUACGACAUUGAUGAUCGUCGUCCAAGCUUAAGGUAACUAAUUUAAUCUGGUAAUUAAUUUAUGAUUAUCCGGAACAUGAUUGAAUCUUCUUCAAUCUUUCUUAGCUACAUUAUUAGAAUCCUAGAUUAUUGAUGUAUGUUUCAACAAACAUUAUAUCAUAUAUUAUACUCCGUAUAUGAUUUUCUAGUAAUUCUAUAUGAUUAAUCUUUUAACGAGGAA